Molecule: messenger RNA, 1228 nt
Organism: Lolium perenne
Lineage: Eukaryota; Viridiplantae; Streptophyta; Magnoliopsida; Poales; Poaceae
Product: ethylene-responsive transcription factor 1-like
Biological process (GO): regulation of DNA-templated transcription; ethylene-activated signaling pathway
Molecular function (GO): DNA-binding transcription factor activity; DNA binding
Source: RefSeq, a predicted model, not a curated record
AUCCACUAACUUUGGUUGACACUAGAGCAAAUUCAAAUCAUCAUAGGAAAACACGAAGACUAAACAAGACAAUACAAGAUGCUGCUGAAUCCGGCGUCCGAGGCGGCGGUGCUGGAGAGCAUCCGGCAGCAGCUCAUGGAGGACACGCCGGCGCAGCGGCCGGUGUACUGCCGGAGCGCGAGCUUCGGCAGCCUGGUGGCCGACCAGUGGAGCGAGUCGCUCCCGUUCCGCCCCAACGACGCCGAGGACAUGGUCGUCUACGGCGCCCUCCGCGACGCCUUCUCCUGCGGCUGGCUCCCCGACGGCUCGUUCGCCGCCGUCAAGCCGGAGCCCGUGCUCUCCCCUGACUCCUACGACGGUUCUUGCCUCGGCAGCUUCCUCGCGUCGCCUGGGCCGGAGACGCCGGACGAGGUGGCGUCGAUGACGCCAAGGUUCGAGGAGGGCGAGGUGGCGGCCUCGGCGUCGAGGGGGAAGCACUUCAGAGGGGUGAGGCAGCGGCCGUGGGGCAAGUUCGCGGCGGAGAUCCGGGACCCUGCCAAGAACGGCGCGCGCGUGUGGCUCGGCACGUUCGACAGCGCCGAGGACGCCGCCGUGGCGUACGACCGCGCCGCCUACCGCAUGCGCGGCUCCCGCGCGCUCCUCAACUUCCCGCUCCGCAUCGGCUCCGAGAUCGCGGCGGCAGCCGCAGCAGCCGCGGCCGUGGGAGACAAGCGUCCGUGCCCGCAGCCGGCGAGCUCCGACUCCUCUUCUUCUCCCUCCUCCAGCACCUCCGGGUCGUCGAAGCGGAGGAAAAGAGGCGAGGCUGCGGCGGAGUCCAUGUCCAUGGCCCUGGUGCCGCCGCCGACGCCGGUGCAGGCUCCGGUCCAGCUGACCCUCCCAGCCCAGCCGUGGUUCGUCGCCGGUCCUGUUCAGCAGCUAGUGAGCUAAAGCGGCGAAUGAAUCAGUGACCAUUCUCGUGAGCGAUUAGUCGUUUGAGGGAAGCGUUGAGCAAGAGCAAGCCGAGGAACAGAGAGCACGAAGAAGGCGUCAAUGGCGUAAUGCAUCGCCCAAAGAAACGUGAUCGAUCAGUUGGAGAUGUGUGUUCCUGUGUGGUUUGGUGUGGAAUUUGUCGCGAGAGUUACUGGCGUCGGCACAGUAGCAAGUGGUGAAGUGGAGAAACUUGUAGUAUGUGAAAAGUAGUGAUGCAAAAACUUGCACAAACGUUUCUACAAUGGAGAAUAUUUAGAGA